AUGCAGAGAUUCUGGCCAUUCUUUUUCUACCUGUUCGGGCCGAUUCGUGCGAUUCUGGUGCAUAAAAGUGUGGAUGUUGGGGCGCUGGUGCACGCGAGGAAAUUGUUGCCACAGUUUUAUCAGACAGUAAGUUGAGGGUUUUGGGUUUGUAGUUCUUAGUUUUAAAAAGUCUACUAUAGCUUGCCAAUAAGUUAAUAUUCAAACUAUGUUAUAGUAGAUUAAGUUUUCUACGAAAACGUCAUCUUUUGUCAUUUUCAAGUCGAAACAAAGUUAUUUCCGAGUCAAGAUGGCCUUUCUUUGUUUGAAUCUUAAAUAAAGGCAAUUUGAGCACUUAGGGCUUAACUAUUUACACUUUGGCUUUACUUCCUUCAGACAUUUCUAAGGUCAACUGUGUAAAAUAUUUUUUAUUUGGAAGAAAUUCAAAAAUUUUUGAUUUAAUAUCGUAUUCAAUACAGUUUACUGGCUUUUCACUAUUCACAACUUUAGUAGUUACUCUGAAAUGUUUUUUUUUAUUUUUAAUAUUUUAUCUAUAGUAAAAAUGUAUUUUAGCUUUCCAAACUUAAUGUUGUUUUGAUUUAUCGUCUUUUUGAGUAAUUUAAAUAUCUUUAUGGGGUUCAAAUUUAAUUUUGCAAAGCCUAAGCGCAAAGAACAUAAAUUUUGGCAGUUUUCUUGUCCUAUAAAUCGUGCAUAUCUAAUUUGGCACAGGAAACAUUGGACUGACGUUUUUAUUGUAUUCGGCAUAAGCUUAAAGCUAAAAAAGGAUCAAAACCAAAAAAUGAUUAUAAUUUGGGUAAAUUAUCAUCAUUUCUUCUUACUUUAGUUCUACUAGUAAAUAGAAGGCCUUAUGUUAGGAUAAAAAUUUUCUAAAUUUUUCGUUUUAAAACUGUAUAAAAAUUUAAAAAAAUGGCCAAACUUUAGCGAAAAACAAAUUUUCGAUGUAUUUCUUGACCGUUUUAUAUAAAAAAUGUUGAAAUACGUGCACAACCCAAUUACAUAAUUUUAUUUUUUCGAAUUCAAAAACCCUGGGAACAUUAUGGAUUUGUUUUUGGCGCAUCCAGAAUAUUCGGAGGGAAUUACUGCUUAAUGUACUAAUUAAUGGCACUAAUUAGACAUGGAAGAAAAAAGGAAAAUAUUUACCAAACCUGGGAUUAAGGUUGUUUUUUAAAAUGGCUGGAAACUGUUGUCAAUAAGGGUUAAUUAGGGAAAAAUGUAAAUAAAAGCUUAAUUAUAGGUGUGUGUGGUCAAAAAGUAAAGAGAAAAAAUAAUUGGGUCUAAACAGACAUAUAAAUAGCUUUUAUAUAUAUUAUCUUUUGUUUUAAAAGCUUUCAAAAAAUUAUUUGUUACCUAAAAUAUUUGCAGAUCCACCUAGAAGUGAAUACUUCCUCAGCUCAUGGCUUCCUCAUCGUAUUUGAGAAUCACAUGGAGAUGUCGACCGAGAAUUGUCGACUUCUGGAUUCCUUGGCCAAGUUUCAGCUGAACAAUCGCAACAUUUCAUUCGGGUGCUUCCAUUAUCUUGUCCAUUACUCUGAAUCUCCGCUCAAAAUUCGAGUAAUUCCGGCUUUGUUCGAGCCUUUGAAGGCGUAUCUGAAGCUACACGUUACGGCCACACGAUUGGGAUGUACGGCCAAAGAUUUGCGGUACAAACAAUGUCCGAACAACAAACAGUUUUGUGUGUCGAGGAGUUUGUUUUGCGAUGGAAAUGACAAUUGUGGCAUGGGGAGUGAUGAACAGGUAAGGUUUUAUGUAUUUUUAAUAGUUUGUUGGAUGGGUUUGCUAAUAUAAUGGCGUUAAUUGUUAAUUUAAUGGUAGUAAUUGUGUAGAAUAUUGUUGUAGGUCAGAAAACCAGGGUUCUUAUUCAAAUUCUGCGAAGUUUCAGAGCUUUCAAAGGAUAUUUUUAUUGAAUUAUUUAUAAUUACCUUGGUAUUCGUAUGUAUUAAGACUCUAUUAGAGGCUUUUGUGCCUAUACUUCUUAAUAAAAUCGAAUAUUCGCACCAAAAAAGUAGUAAAACACAAGAAUGUAGCUCAAAAUAGUUAAAUACAUCACAGCUAAUUCGAUAUAAGAAAACGUUUCCAGAACUGCUCCGAGCCUCCACAAAGAAUCGCCCUCUCCAUCGUCGACAACCGCAACCACGUUCAUUUAGCUGUGAUAUUAGGAUCGCUAGCCGUAGUGACGUUCUUCGCCGGAGUCGCGUCAAUCUUCUUGUAUCAAUGGUAUCAACGUGCACGCCGAGGCUACUGUAGUAAGUACGUGAAAAAUAUGUUUGGAGCCAAGAAAAAAGAACCGUCUAACUUCGAAGCCGAGGAAACUGUAGCCUUGUUGACGUUGGGGUUGAAGAAUCUGUAUAUUCCACUGCCUGGGAAUCGACGACUCAGUCAUUAUGCUCAAGUCAAGUACGGUACUGUCUGGUGA
This is a messenger RNA of Bursaphelenchus okinawaensis, 2410 nucleotides long. The record is from the annotation of a GenBank genome assembly. Lineage: Eukaryota; Metazoa; Nematoda; Chromadorea; Rhabditida; Aphelenchoididae.